This is a messenger RNA of Corylus avellana, 784 nucleotides long. It is a transcript of the gene STN1, whose product is annotated as Nucleic acid-binding, OB-fold-like protein. Lineage: Eukaryota; Viridiplantae; Streptophyta; Magnoliopsida; Fagales; Betulaceae. Gene Ontology annotation, molecular function: nucleic acid binding. The record is from RefSeq and is a predicted model, not a curated record.
AUAUCAGCAUUUUCUCUGAACCAAGAGGAGGAGAAGAAGGAAGUCCUUCUGUCAUGGAUCAACGCCAUCGACUCUACAACACCCAUGUAAAACUCCUGGCCUUCGACAUCCUCUCUCUCACCCAAACCCCUUCUCAUUCUUCCUCAGAACCCAUCUCCUUUUCUCGCAAAGGCACCCUUCUUUCCCGCGCAGAAACCGUCGGCACCAUCACCUCCCGCGAGCUCAAACCCGGAAAGUUCCUCAAAUUCGCCAUCGACGACGGCACCGGAUGUGUCAGCUGCGUCCUCUGGCUCAACCACUUCUCGUCCCCCUACUUCGCUCGGCGUAGCCCGCCAGAUGUUCGACUUAUUGCCGAAGCGGCGAAUCGCUUCGCGGCGGAGAUUAGGCUCGGGGCGGCGGCCCGAGUGCGCGGGAGGAUCACCAGUUACCGGGGGGCGGUGCAGAUCACGGUGUCGGAUGUGGUGGUCGAGAGAGACCCAAAUGCGGAGACCUUACAUUGGUUGCACUGUAUUAGUUUGGCUCGCAAGUGUUACGAUGUUGGGACUCCAAACAAGUAGUAGUAGUCGCUGUGUUGGUUGAAAGAAUUCAAUCAAUGUGUUCUUGAAUUUGGUGAAAUGGGUUUUGGUUUUGAAUUCGAUUCCUGCAAUUGUGCGAAUGAAUUCUUAAAGAAUUUUGAAUUGGGAUCGAUUUUGAGCUUUGAAUGCUCGAGCCAAUUCAUGAUUAUUCUAAGCACAAAAAGGCUGAAAUAUAAUGGAAGGAAAUCGUAAAAAUUGGAGAAGUUAAA